Molecule: messenger RNA, 3263 nt
Organism: Caretta caretta (loggerhead turtle)
Lineage: Eukaryota; Metazoa; Chordata; Testudines; Cheloniidae
Gene: LOXL4
Product: lysyl oxidase like 4
Biological process (GO): peptidyl-lysine oxidation; collagen fibril organization
Cellular component (GO): membrane
Molecular function (GO): protein-lysine 6-oxidase activity; copper ion binding
Source: RefSeq, a predicted model, not a curated record
CGGGGCCAGGGCGGCUGCCGGGAUAAAAGGCCGGGCGGGCCGGGCCCCAGCAGCUCGUCAGUCCCCUCGGUCCUGCCUGGCCUGGCCCGGCCCGCGCGGAGUCUGUCUGGGGAGGAUCAGUGAUGCUGGCUGGACCCAUCCCCACCCUGCUCCUGCUGUGCCUGGCGACCCCCAGCUGGCAGCAGCCCCCACAGGUUCAGGUGCGGCUGGUGGGGGCCAGGAGCCAGGCAGGCGAGGGGCGGCUGGAGGUGCUGUACGAUGGGCAGUGGGGGACCGUGUGUGACGACGACUUCGACAUCCACGUGGCCAGCGUGGCCUGCAGGGAGCUGGGCUUUGAGUCGGCCGUGACAUGGGCCCACAGCGCCAAGUAUGGCCGAGGGGAAGGCCCUGUCUGGCUGGACAACGUGCAGUGUGCCGGCACCGAGGGCUCCCUGGCCGAGUGCGACUCCAAUGGCUGGGGCGUGAGUGACUGCCACCACGGAGAGGACGCCGGCGUCGUGUGCUCGGGCCGGCACCCGCCUGGUGCCCCUGCCCCAGGCCCAGCCGCUGGCCUGCAGGGAACGAAGCUGGAGGAGGUGCGGCUCAAGCCCGUCCUGGCCUGGGCUAAGCUGAGCGUGCCCAUCAGCGAGGGCGUGGUGGAGGUGAAGCACGAGGGGCGCUGGAGGCAGGUGUGCGACGCCGGCUGGACCAGGAACAGCAGCCGCGUGGUGUGCGGGAUGCUGGGUUUCCCCCGGGAGAAGCAGCUCAACACCGGCUUCUACAGGAAGCUCUGGAACCUGCAGUUGAAGGAUCCCAAGUCGAGCCUGAGGACCCUGAGCCGGAAGAACGCGUUCUGGAUCCACCGGGUCAGCUGCCUGGGCACGGAGCCCCACCUGUCCCACUGCCCGGUGCAGGUGUCCCCUGCCAGCCGGCUCCAGCCCGCCUGCCCCCGUGGCAUGCACGCCGUCAUCAGCUGCGUCCCGGGCGCCGAGUUCCAGAAAGCCAAGGCCAGGCCGUUCCGCCAGGGCCGGCGCGCAGAGGGGCCCCAGGUGCGUCUCCGGGCUGGCGCCCAGGUGGGCGAGGGCCGGGUGGAGGUGCUGCACCGUGGCCACUGGGGCACCGUGUGCGACGAAAAGUGGAACCUGCUCGCAGCCAGCGUGGUGUGUCGGCAGCUGGGCUACGGGACGGCCAGGCAGGCCCUGGCAGGGGCCCAGCUGGGCCAGGGCCUGGGCCCCAUCCACAUGACCGAGGUGCAGUGCACGGGCUCCGAGCGCUCCCUCCACGAGUGCCGCUUCCAGGAGGCAGCGCAGAGCGGCUGCCGGCAUGAGGCCGACGCUGCCGUCCGGUGCAACGUGCCCCGCAUGGACUACCAGAGCCAGGUGCGCCUGGUGGGGGGCCGUAGCCCCAAGGAGGGUGUGGUGGAGGUGCUGGUGCCGGUGGGGGGCGCCCUGAAGUGGGGCUCCGUGUGCGGUGAACGGUGGGGGCUGAACGAGGCCAUGGUGGUCUGCAGACAGCUGGGGCUGGGCUUCGCCAGCCAUGCCCUCCAGGAGACCUGGUACUGGCAGGGCAGCCCGGAGGCGGGCGAGGUGGUGGUGAGCGGCGUGCGCUGCACGGGCUCUGAGCUCAGCAUCCAGCAAUGCCAGCGCCAUGGCCCCGUGCACUGCCCGGCUGGCGGUGGGCGCUUCUCUGCCGGGGUCAGCUGCACCGAGACCGCCCCGGACCUGGUGCUGGACGCGCAGCUGGUGCAGGAGACGGGCUACCUGGAGGAGCGGCCACUCGCCAUGCUGUCCUGCGCCCACGAGGAGCGCUGCCUCUCACGCUCGGCCGACCACGCCAGCUGGCCCCACGGGCACCGGCGUCUGCUGCGCUUCUCCUCCCGGAUCCACAACCUGGGCCGAGCCGACUUCCGGCCCCACACCGGCCGCCACGCCUGGCUCUGGCAUCAGUGCCACAGGCAUUACCACAGCAUGGAGGUUUUCACCCACUACGACCUGCUGACGCCCAACGGCUCCAGGGUGGCCGAAGGGCACAAGGCCAGCUUCUGCCUCGAGGACACCAGCUGCCCCCCAGGGCUGCAGCGGCGCUUUGCGUGUGCCAACUUCGGGGAGCAGGGGGUGAGCGUGGGGUGCUGGGACACCUACCGGCACGACAUCGACUGCCAGUGGGUGGACAUCAGCGACGUGGGGCCCGGCAGCUACGUCUUACAGGUAGGAGCCGCGUGCCCGGGGCCGGGGCCAAGGCCUGUCCGCGCUGAACGCCCCCAGGCCGUGCCUCCCCCCAGCGCCCGCUCAGGGCCUGGCUGCGUCCUGGGAGCCGGCCAGGGCGGGAACCCGCCGGCCUGGGCCAGAGGCCCGACGCCUGCGGCUGGGGGCAGCCGGGGAGGGGCCGGGGGCCCCGGUGUGAGGCUGGCCCAGCCCCCGUCCCUCUCCCACCAGCCCGGGCACCAGCCUGGCCUUGCCCCCCCGCGGGCCCCCUGCCCCUCCUCUCUCCUCCCUCCCCUCCCCUCUCCUGCCCAGGUGGUCGUGAACCCCCAGCACGAGGUGGCCGAGUCCGAUUUCUCCAACAACGUGAUGCGCUGCCAGUGCAGGUACGACGGGCACCGUGCCUGGCUGCACGGCUGCCACACAGGUGACCAGCACGGCGCCGAGGCCGUCCGAGAGCUGGAGCAGCAGCGCCUGGCCAGUAACCUCCUGUGACGCGUGUGGGGCGGAGCGGAGCCCUGCCGCCGGGGGAGCAGCCCGAAAGGGGGCGGCGUGGGGCUGAGCGCUGCCCCCUGCACAGCAGCCGCAGAGGGGGGGCUGGACACUGCCUCCCUCUGCUUGGGCCUUCCUGCCAGCCCCGGGGCUCCCCCGAGAGCACCCCCACAAGGCCCCUCUGGGCUGGGGGGCAGCUUCUCUCCUGGGCCGGUGCUGGGGUGGCACGCCAGGCCUGCCCCCCCAAAUCCUGGUGGUUGUCCCCGUGGCCCCUGGCCCUCCCGCGCUGGGGCAGCCGCGACUGCACUCAGGGAGCCUUGGUAUUUAUUGGUGCUGGAGGGCGAAUGGGGCUGGUGCUCGCCUAACGCCCGGGGGGCACCGCCGGAGCCAGCAGCCGCCCACCACGACUCACGCUCCAGCAGGAGCCUGCCUCCGCAUCCCCUCCCAGGCCGACUACCUCAGCCGCCCCAGUGGCCAGCACAGCCCUGUGCCUGUGGGGCCCAGGCCCCCUCGUCUCAGGAGCGGCCGCGGGCCGACCACCACGUCUGCAAGCACUAGCGUGUCACUAAUAAAAGUUCUGUGCAAGUCAAA